Salvia splendens (bonfire salvia) is the source of this 483-nucleotide messenger RNA. RefSeq lists its product as uncharacterized. The transcript has a single exon. NCBI's taxonomy places the organism in Eukaryota, Viridiplantae, Streptophyta, Magnoliopsida, Lamiales, Lamiaceae. The record is from RefSeq and is a predicted model, not a curated record. Bases 1 to 483 code for a protein of 160 amino acids.
AUGUCGCCGUAUAGACUGGUGUUUGGCAAGAUGUGCCACCUUCCUGUAGGUAUAGAGCACAAGGCCUAUUGGGCAGUCCGAGAAAUGAAUAUGAAGCCAGAGGUCUGUGGAGAGGAAAGGAAACAGCAACUGCAGGAGCUGGAGGAGCUGAGACUCGAGUCUUACGAUGCCGCAAUGUGGUACAAAGAAAAAACCAAGUUGUGGCACGAUAAAAAUCUACGGACGAAGGAACUGCAGGUCGGGCAGAAAGUACUCCUUUUCCAGUCAAGGUUGAAACUCUUGCCAGGAAAACUGAAGUCGAAGUGGGCAGGACCCUACACCAUCGUGAGCCUCAGAGCUAACGGAGCAGUGGAGAUUCAGGGAUGUACUCCUAACUCUGUUCCUUUUCUUGUAAAUGGUCAUCGAGUCAAGAGGUAUAGGGAUAGUUUAGAGUUGUGUGUGGUGGAAGAAGUUCCACUGCGCCUGUUCCCCACUAUCGCCUAA